AUGGACAACUUUGUCUUCUACUACUACAAGCCGUCGCUGGCGGCAGCAGUCAUAUUCACUGUACUCUUCGGCCUAUCGAGCAUACUACACUUUUACCAACUGAUUCGAACGAGAACAUGGUUCAUGAUCCCCUUUUUUAUCGGCGCGCUGUUGGAAACGAUCGGUUACAUUGGACGCCUGCUCGCUUCUUUCCAAGCACCCGACUACACCAAGGGCCCCUACAUCAUGCAAAGUGCCUUGAUCCUGAUCGCGCCCGCUUUCCUGGCUGCCAGUAUCUACAUGACUCUCGGACGCAUCAUCCAAAUGCUUGAUGCAGAGAAGCUCUCGUUGAUCAGAGUUCGGUGGCUGACCAAAAUCUUUGUCGGCGGUGAUGUGCUCUCGUUCCUCAUGCAAGCAUCGGGUGCCGGAAUCCUCGUCUCGAGCUCUAAUGGACCUUCCACCGGCGAACACAUCAUCAUUGGUGGUCUCUUCGUGCAAAUCAUCUUCUUCGGUCUGUUCGCGAUCAGUGCCGUCAUCUUUCACACACGUGUGAACAAAGCACCCACACCCCGGUCCAUCGAGUUGAAAUACCUGUGGACUCGCCACAUGAUUGCUCUCUACGUCUCGAGCAUUUUGAUUCUGAUUCGUUCGGUGAUUCGUGUGGUUGAGUAUCUUCAGGGAUACAACGGGUAUUUGAUGAAGCAUGAGGCGUACAUCUAUGUCUUUGAUGCUCUGCUGAUGUUCGUCACCGUACUCGUCCUUCAGUACAUUCAUCCGAGCGAGAUCAACUGCCUGAUCGGAAGGGGAGAGAAGUACUCAGAGAAGGCGGUCCAUAUUCGCACAUUCGUUCCAGUCUCUGCGCUUGACCUGCAACGCCCCGGUGAGGCGUGA
Penicillium oxalicum is the source of this 870-nucleotide messenger RNA. Its product is annotated as RTA1 domain-containing protein. The transcript is spliced from 3 exons. NCBI's taxonomy places the organism in Eukaryota, Fungi, Ascomycota, Eurotiomycetes, Eurotiales, Aspergillaceae. Bases 1 to 870 code for a protein of 289 amino acids. The record is from RefSeq and is a predicted model, not a curated record. Gene Ontology annotation, cellular component: membrane.